AACCACGUCCUUAACACCGUGUUGGUCGGUCUUUCUCUUUCCCUAAGCGUAUCGCACGAAGACAAAAUGGGCCGUUAUUCUAAGGAGCCGUCUAAUAUCACCAAAUCGUGCAAAGCUCGCGGUUCCAACUUGAGGGUACAUUUUAAAAAUACCCAUGAAACAGCUAGAGCUAUUAAAAAUUUGACUCUAAGAAGAGCUCAAAAGUAUCUUAAAGCUGUAAUGGAACACAAAGAGUGCGUCCCAUUCAGACGAUUCAAUGGUGGAGUUGGACGUUGCGCUCAAGCUAAGCAAUUCGGAACUACCCAAGGUAGAUGGCCCAAAAAAUCGGCUGAAUUUUUGCUCCAGCUUUUGCGUAACGCCGAGUCCAAUGCUGAUUACAAGGGUUUGGAUGUCGACAGACUGGUCAUUGACCACAUUCAGGUGAACCAUGCCCCGUGCUUACGUAGAAGGACUUACCGUGCUCACGGUCGUAUUAACCCUUACAUGAGCUCACCUUGUCACAUUGAAGUCAUUUUGACUGAAAAAGAAGACGUGGUUACCAAAGCCACCGAAGAAGAGCCAUCGAAAAAGAAAUUGAGCAAAAAGAAGCUUGCCAGACAAAAGGAAAAGAUGUUAAGAGAGUAA
This is a messenger RNA of Cotesia congregata, 624 nucleotides long. The record is from the annotation of a GenBank genome assembly. NCBI's taxonomy places the organism in Eukaryota, Metazoa, Arthropoda, Insecta, Hymenoptera, Braconidae.